GGACGAGCCUCAAUGUGGGAAUUCCAUUCGCCGGGUGAGGAUGUUCAGCUCUUGGCUGCGAUGCAUCAGCGCGCUCCCCGGGGUCUCGAAUGCGUACAUGUACAACGAAGAGUGAUGGACAGCUUGGAGAUAUGAGUGCUGGUCGCCGCAAGCAAGGAGCUGUUGCAGACUUCUCCCCUUCUUGGCCUAUAUUUACACGCACUUUGUGUGCCGUGUCGAGCUGUAAUGAAUACCAUGGAGUACAGUAAAGACACGCCUGCUACGAACACCAGCAUGCCUUCACAUAGCUAUGGGAAGGCUAACGAAUACGUCCAACAUACUCAAGUCCAUCCUGAACCUAAUGCGGGCUUCCUUCCUCCUUCUCAUAGGGGUUACGCCGCCAAACUAGGGCCAUGGAACAUAUUUGUACUUGCUGUCGGUGCAAUUGCAAGCUUCCUCGCGAUGGCAUUCCUUGCACUUCUAUGGGCAGGAGCCGAAAGUGCAAGGAAUGGCGAACGUACGCCCUCGCUCUGGUUCUUCAUCGUUGACAACGGCUGGGCAACUCGCGUUGUUACAGUGGCUUCAGUCCUGAUCCGUCUCGCAACCGCCGCUCAAAUGGGUGUCUUUGCUGCACUCAUUGCAGCUUGGGUUCUCGAAACCACUGGCGCUUCUGCUGAGCACUUACCCAUGCUCUCUAUCAUUCGGACGGUCAACAACGGGCCUCAGUCGCAUAUCUGGAACGUCUUCCACUCGCUUCGAGUCGGAUCGAGAUACAUCUACUCCACCAUUGUCGUAGUGGCUAUCCUUGAUGCGCUCGCACUGCAGUUCACUUCCACCCUACUUAUCACGGACUUCAAGGAUACAGCUAUCGUUGCAGGAAACGCUCUCAGCACAUUCUCAGGAAACGAGUACAGCACGAUCUACUACACCGCCCACGAGCAGUAUGAUGAUGAAGCUGGAAGCAUUCAGGCAGGAAACGGUGUCGAUUUCUUCCAAGCCGGGCCAGCUGCUUACGCACGGUUUGCUGAAUGGGCAGAGGAGCCCCAAAUGGGUGCGGAUUACGCAGACACGGGCGCUACGCUCCGUGCUUUCUUGCCCUUCGGCUCAUCUGACACUAGGAGUGCUCUGCGUGGCUACGACGGUCCAGCCACCGUGGUCGACGCUCGUGUCCGAUGCGUCUUGCCUUCAAUCGAGAUUCACAACAUCACGUUCAUGUAUGAGUCUGGAAGCAAUUCCAAUUACGAGAUUGCAAUCGCAGGGAAAGUUACGACUCAGGGCAGUAUUACCGGUAUGAUACAGGGCGGAGACGACGGCGAACGCACAGGAAUAGAAGGUUUCUUUUUGAUCAGCGUGGUGGCCAGAAUAUACUGGAUCAACGCUACCGACUGGAGACUAUCUUACACCAUGUUACCGGCUUUCACGGAUAUCUCGGGCUUCUCGAAUAACGUCCUGGAACCUGAUAAUACAAGCUUUGCGCCGCUACUGCUGAUGAAUGCCACUGGUGAUGGCUGGCAGGCGGUCCUCGACGAGGUUGUCAACCAGCAGAUUGAGACUUCCUCAACCUUCAUCGUUGGCCCUUACGAGUGGAGCCAAACACCGGCAGGCGUGUGGACAGAUCUAAAACCUUCAUUUUCCAACUCCAGCUCUAAUUUCAGCUCCACCUUCAGCUCUAACUCCAGUUCGACGUUGGACAUUGGCUUGAGCGCCACUCUCUGCUUCGCCAACUUGAACGCCAACAACUACGCCAUUCAUGCAGACGACGGAGCAGACUUCGCUGAGCCCAAUAACAUGACCUGGAUUGCAGACACCAAAACCUACGACACCUCCGCUGUCCGCCGAAUGUUGGAUACGUCGACCAAAGACCUAACGCCCAAGCAGCGCGGCAUUCUCACUCUACACGCGCCCGCUGACGGCAACUGGACUACGCAAAAGCUCGACGACGACUCCGACUACAUUACCACGCCUAUCGUCACUGGGCUGCGCAAGCUCAACAACCCGGCCUCAUACUCUCCAGACUCAGCCUAUCUCGGCCCAAACUGGGGUGCAUCCGCUGCCUUCACACCCUUCUCCACCUACAACGGCGUACACAAGACGCACGCAGCCCUCUUCCAAGACGUGAUGAAAACGACCCGCAACCCAGCCCUCGCAUUCCAAGCCUUCUUCACCAUCGUCAUGCAGAUGACCUACUACGACCUGCUCCCGCAAUUCGACAUCGCCUCCAACGCGACCUACGCGAAAUCAGAGCGCGUCGAGGUGCCCGCGCAGUGGAUCGGGUUCGGCGUCGUCAUGGGCCUGCUGGUGCUGCACGCCGUGCUGAUCUGCACCGCCGUGGCGCUGUUUCUGGCCAAGACGGAUCACUCGCUGCUGGGCAAUGCGUGGCAGGCGGUGGCGCAGGUGUCGUCGAGCGAUACGCUGGAGACGAUGCAUUGUGCGUCGAAUAUGACGGAUCUGGAGGUCAAGCGCUUGCUGAGGAUGGGCAGUUUCGAGGAGAACGAUGUCGUACUUCGGACGGGGGCGGAGGGCGGGAGGAGUCAGGCUGUGUAUCGGAGAGGGACUGGGGAGGUUUAUUAGUGUUGUAGUCUGUCUCUCGUACUAUUCAGCGUCUUUGAUGCGUUCAAUUAUGAUUGUAGGCGCCGUGACAAUGGAUAUCGACAUAGACUGUUGCCUUACACAUAAUUCGCAUCUCGGAAGCUUCGAAAAGUCGAAGUCUACCGUCGUCUCGCCGUCAAUCUCGCCUUGACUUGUUGCGUGCUAUAAAUUCACAAGACU
Molecule: messenger RNA, 2748 nt
Organism: Boeremia exigua
Lineage: Eukaryota; Fungi; Ascomycota; Dothideomycetes; Pleosporales; Didymellaceae
Exons: 1
Coding region: 226-2550 (774 amino acids)
Source: RefSeq, a predicted model, not a curated record